UGCUGUUAGAAAGCUGUUCCGUUUCUUCAUAAACCCUAGCAAACUCCUCUCUCGCAAUUCAGCACAGCUGAACACUAACCAAUCCAAGAAGAAGAUGAAUUAAUCAAAAAUGUGUUGUGUUCUGGCCUCAGUACCAAGAUAAGGUUUUUCUUAGUCUAACUCUUAAGAUGACUAAGUAAAUCAGCGUGCUUUGUUAUUUGUUGGUGGAGAAUAUGAUGGGGUCUAUAAGUGAUUCCUCUUGUUUGAAAGGAUUUGAUUUAUGCACCGCCAAGCCUCGUAAUGGCGCCAUGACCGGGUCAUCCAAUAUUUACUUACAUUGGAGAGCAACUAGUGGUUCCAGAAGACAUGGGUUUUUGUUCAAGUGUAGAGGCCAACAAAGAACAGUGUUGGUUGAAAAGGUUAAUGGGAAUAGAAAAGCAGACCGAAAUUUGGAAAGGUCUUUACCUGGUGGUGUUUACAGGAAACCAAGAGAAACGAAUGUGGUAUCACACCGACCUCCUACUUCAGUUUUAUUCUCGGAGGGUCCUUUCAUUGACAAUAGUGAGGAUUCCAACAAUGAUAUCCUUCAGAGUUUUUGUAGCCAUGGUAAAUUAAUGGAAGCGUCGAAUCUUAUUGAUGUGAUGUCUCGUAAAAGUCAAGUUCCCAAUUUUAAUACCUGCGUAAACGUAAUUCGCGGCUUGAUCAAAGUUGGUCGGUUGGAGAAAGCAAUGAAAGUAUUGCAAGUUAUGGUUAUGUCUGGUGGGGUGCCAGACAUAAUCACUUAUAAUAUGUUGGUUGGUGGUCUGUGUAAAAAAGGACAGAUAAGAGCAGCUAUGGAUGUUCUUGAGGACAUGGGUUUGAGUGGUUGUUCGCCUGAUGUGAUCACAUAUAACACCAUUCUGAGGCGCAUGUUCGAUCACAAUCAGUAUGACCAGGCAAUACGAUUUUGGAAGGACCAGCUAAGAAAGGGGUGUCCUCCGUAUCUGAUCACUUUCACUGUGCUUAUCGAGCUUGUUUGUAGGCACUGCGGUGCAGAACGAGCAAUGGAGGUUUUGGAGGAUAUGUCGAUGGAGGGUUGUUAUCCCGAUAUAGUCACUUAUAAUUCUCUGAUUAAUUCUACGUGUAAGGAAGGGAAAUAUGAAGAAGCUACCUUCAUUAUCGUUGAGCUUCUAUCACGUGGGAUGGAGCCAAAUUCAGUCACUUACAACACCCUUCUCCAUUGCCUUUGUAGCCAUGGGCAUUGGGAUGAAGUGGAUGAGGUCCUCUCAAUUAUGAAUAAGACUUCCAAUGAUGCUACUCUUGUCACUUACAAUAUCUUGCUGAAUGGUCUAUGCAAAAAUGGGCUUUUGGAUCGGGCUAUUGACUUCCUAGAUCAAAUGGUUUCUCGGGAAUGUACUCCUGAUAUCAUUACCUACAAUACUCUUCUUGGGACCCUUGUUAAGGAGGGAAUGACAGAUGAGGCGUUAAACAUAUUUCUAUCGUUAAGACGCAUCGGCUGUUCUCCUGUUCUGAUCACUUAUAAUACCUUGAUUGAUGGAUUAGCUAAGAAGGGUGAUAUGGAGAAAGCAAUGGCUCUAUUCAUUGAGAUGAACGAGCAUGGGGUUACUCCUGAUGAUAUUACUUUUCAUUCUUUGGUUGCGGGGUUUUGCCGGGUGGAUCUGGUGACAGAGGCAUCGGAGAUGUUGAAAGAAAUGGACAGAAGAAACCGUAAGAUCAGAACUAGUACGUACGGUGUUGUAAUUCAGGGAUUAUGCAAAAAUGGUAAGGUGGAAAUGGCUAUUGAAGUUCUAGAUAUGAUGGUAUCUAGUCGAUGCAGGCCUAAUGAAAUAAUUUACGCUGCCCUAGUUAAUGGAGUUGCUGCUGCCGGUAUGACAGAAGAUGCUACGAAGCUACGUAAUAAACUGAUCGAACGGAAGGUACUUAAGGAAGAUACAGAGACGGAAUAGACAUGGCAUUAAGAGUUCUACGAAUUUGCAGUCUACAGAUUUGUUGGGCGUCAGAAUACUGGGAUUGCAAUUUGCAUCUUUCCAGCUAUAUCUGUUUGAAGAGGUAAUUGGCUCAAUUUCAGUAUCCUGUUGGCAAUCUGUUGCCAACAGAAAAAAGUUCUGUAGAUCUGGUUCAUAUUUUCAGAAGUUGUAUUAUAUGUUAUGUAGACAACUCUGUGACAAGUUAAGAAUAAAAUUCUAGUUUUAUGGAAUUCGCUCUCUUUUAUAA
Papaver somniferum (opium poppy) is the source of this 2193-nucleotide messenger RNA. Its product is annotated as pentatricopeptide repeat-containing protein At1g08610-like. The coding region runs from base 213 to 1925 and encodes 570 amino acids. The transcript has 2 exons. Gene Ontology annotation, molecular function: protein binding. The record is from RefSeq and is a predicted model, not a curated record. Lineage: Eukaryota; Viridiplantae; Streptophyta; Magnoliopsida; Ranunculales; Papaveraceae.